AUGAUGCACCGCAUUCAAGUUCGCAAUCCUUUACCGGCACCUGCCACCCAGCCCACUCAGCCGCGUCGCGUCAAGGGCAUUUUACUACCGGCUGAUCAAAGGGAGUGCCCUCCUGCCACUCACCCCAGCUAUAACGCCAGUUCAGGUCGUCACGGUCCGAUUAUGUCUCUCGUUGAAAUCAUGACCAGUCCAUUCGCCUUUUCGACCGAGUCAGGGCCACGAAUACCUCAUCCUGAGGUAUAUAUGGAUUUAAUUGCUCCAACAACUAUUGGCGGCAAGUCCUGGGACUACAUCAUUAUCGACUCUCUAGACGGCCUCGACAAGCAAUUAAGUCAACCCUACAUUCUCUUUUAUCCCCUCGGGUCCCAAGAUGGCUCUGCCUUUGCUGUCAACGCUAAUAUCCGUACCAUUCAAGGCUCGCAUUUCAAGGCUCAUGCUGCCUGGCGAGGUCUAGCUCUGACUUGGGAUGACCAUAUCUGA
Mycena indigotica is the source of this 480-nucleotide messenger RNA. RefSeq lists its product as uncharacterized. The record is from RefSeq and is a predicted model, not a curated record. The transcript has 4 exons. NCBI's taxonomy places the organism in Eukaryota, Fungi, Basidiomycota, Agaricomycetes, Agaricales, Mycenaceae. The coding region runs from base 1 to 480 and encodes 159 amino acids.